AUUGCCGGGAUUACGAGUAUUUAGAAAAGUUGUUUCCCUAUACAACAGCAGAAUAAUAUUUUGCAAAUUUUGGUUCCAUUUGUGAGGUAAAUGACAGAAGGCAUCUUUUAGAGUGCGGUGUGGUGUGAGUGGAAAGGAAUUGUGUAUGAAAAGUGUGCGCGAUUGUAGGAAUCGCGCGGAAUACGGUUAUGGUGAAGGGAUGUGUGGUGGGUGAGACGCAUCACGAGUGGUAAAGUCGCAACGAUGAAUUUCUAGUGGAAUUGUGAAACAUGGUUCGGGGAAAUCUGGUGCAAUAAAAUAUUGCGACUCUUAAUAUUUGGGCCAGGAACAAACCUUUCCUUCACUUCAGACCUACAUCAAACAACGAGUUUUCUGAAUAUUAUAAAGGAUUUUAUCGGAACUUCAUUGAACCAAAGCUCCUGGCUGCAUUGCGUGGGAAUAUCCAUCCUCAGCUUCUAGCAAGACACACAAUUCUCAGCUUUAGACACUUUGAAGCGUCUUCGUUUCGGUCCAUCUUCAGCUCCUUCAUACACCCUGACGCGAGUUUUCGUCCCUUUGUUUGUGGGCUCCUUUUCCAUUUGUGCAUGCGGAAGUGGAAUGUGAAUCCUCAAUUUCGUGUGGCGUGUGUUCGAAUCAACUUUCAGGUAUUGAAGCAAAGUGGAUAAAUAAGGAUAAGGUCGCCGCCUGGGCACAUGUCGAAUGCUGUAAUUUAGAGGGAUUUGCGGACGGAUUAAGAGAGGAUAAUGCGAUGUCGCUUAUAUCGUCGAUUGACAGAAAUAACAACUAAGACUUAUGUAUAACUGCUAUGCCAUCACAAAAUCAUCCUCUAUAUCACUAGUAUCUUCUGGAACGUGCCAACCACAGCUACAGCCAUGUUGCCCUUCAGACAAUUAGUCCCCAGACAGUGGCAGCCACCCACCGAAAAACAAACAAACAAACUGGCGAGCUACGUAACAUGUACAACAUACACAAUUGGGGAUUCCAUUUAUUUUCUCAUUGAAUAAAAAGUAGAGUAAAUAAAAGCAAAAUCCAUUAUCGUAACGGAAAUUGUUCAGAUGAGUGCGAGGCUACAGUGCGCUCCCCUUUGCCACGGGGCUAAUUAGAAGAUUGGUGGAAGCAUUGGAAAAAUCCAAGACAGAAACGACUGCACGUGCUCAUGUUCAUGGAACCAGAUAGAAUAAGGCAACCCAAAUAGAUAAAAUAGACUGAAAGGACUAUCAAUUUCGAAAACAUUUAAAAAAAAAUCAACAGAAUUUGAUCCCAAUGGAGGCUUCGACAACGAACAAAACUGACUCCGCUACCGUGGAGAAUGGUCCACCGUCUGCAGGAAACGAUACAACUGACUUGGAAGCUUUCGACUAUUUUAAGGGCGCGGAUCCGGAUUCACCAUCCCAUGCAAUACUACGGGAGCUGUACCAAAGUUAUCUGAUGAAACAACGACGUCCUGGGCUUGUAUGCUUUCUAGUUGCGUCUAUAUUUUUCGAUCUUUGGGUAAUUGCAGUGCCGCAAGGACAAUCAAUUGUAGCAUUUGGCAUUACUGGUGCUGUCCUGGUGUUAAAUUUAUGCAUACUGUUAUUUAUCCGCUUGACGGAGGAUGGAAAAUGGACAUCGAUAGUGUGGAAGUAUAUUCCGGCAAUUUCAUGGACUUUGGCCAUUGCACAAAUUUCAUUUUAUAGCUUUUUGGAAACAUUUAUUACAACUAGGGAUAUUCUUGGAUGGUGGAUAUUGCUAUGCUUUUUGGUUAUAGUGACUAUUCCAAUACCAGACUUUUUGUCUGCACUCUUCUACACAGCCAACUUUUUCAUAAUAAUGUUUUUUGUACUGAUGGCAACGAUACGAGAGGUAUUCUGCUUCGAACAAAUUUUAGCGAUGACAUUCUUAACAGCACCUGCAGCUCUUAUCGGAGUUUGGGCCUAUGGUUUCUGGCAUUGCAAACAAAAACGUGCAUUUUUAGAAGCCAAGAAAAGCUUAGAAGUUAAAAUGGUUAUGGAGGAGCAAUCCGCCGAACAGGAACGUCUUCUGCUGUCAGUGCUGCCGGAACAUGUUGCCGUUAAAAUGAGGCAGGACUUGGGCUCCACGAAUUCCGAACAAUUUAAGAAGAUUUACAUGAGCAGGCAUGAAAACGUGAGUAUCCUCUACGCCGACAUCGUUGGUUUCACAGCAAUCUCGUCAACGUAUAGUGCACAGGACUUAGUGAAAAUGCUGAAUGAACUAUUCGCACGAUUCGACCGGCUGGCAGAGAAAUAUCAACAACUACGAAUUAAAAUCUUGGGCGACUGCUACUAUUGCAUUAGUGGAGCACCUGUGGAACGUCCAGACCAUGCGGUUCUAUGUGUACACAUGGGAUUAUCAAUGGUGAAAGCCAUUAAAUACGUUCAGCAAAAAACCAAUUCACCAGUCGACAUGCGAGUUGGAAUUCAUACGGGUGCUAUCCUGGCUGGAAUCCUGGGCCAACGGCAAUGGCAAUUCGACGUAUACUCAAAGGAUGUGGAGCUCGCCAAUAAGAUGGAGUCGAGCGGCAAAGCGGGGCGUGUCCAUAUUUCUGAGAAGACGCUUAGUUUCUUAAACGGUGAAUUCGAAGUAGAGCCUGCAUAUGGAGAGAAACGAGAGGAAGCUUUGAGGAUAGCGGGCCUAAAGACAUAUUUUAUAAAGAAAGUAUUAAAACCGUUUGUUUCGCCUUCGGUUGCGGAGAAAAAUGGGUCAGCGACUGUCAAUCACACAACAGAUGCAGCAGCCCCGGAGGAUGAGAGCCCAGCUGAAGUCAUUCCCGAUGAGGAUUCCAAAGCCAAUUCCCAAGAAGAUGACGUGAAUGCAGCAAAAAUGAAAGCAGCUGAUGACUUCAAGCAUCGACUGAGGAAAGAAUUGAUAUCAAGGGAUGGCCAUAAAGAUCUUUACAAGGACACGAAUAGGUUCUUGACUUUCAAGAACCCGGAAUUAGAAGCAGCGUAUGCAGCACAUCGGGAACCAUAUUCGUCCUGUCCACUAGUUGCAUUUAUAAUGAUAGAAAUAUUCAAUGCAAUGUAUUCAACGCAAAUUUUACCAAUAAUUAUAGCUCAUUAUCUCCUGAUUAUCAUCCCGACCAUAUUCAUUACCAUAUUAGUGGUAGUCUCCGUGGCAGAAAGCUGUUCGUUCAUGCCACCACCUUUAAUAAAAUUAAGUAAAAAAUUCAACGAUACACUAUGUCUUCGAAGGAUAGCUGCAAUGCUCAUAAUUAUAUUUUCAGGAGGCUUUCAUCUAUUUGAUAUGUAUAAUUACUCGCAUAUGAGAGCAAUCGAUCCAAACAUGACAACCAAUUUAACCUUAAGUGAUAACUACUUGAAUGAUAAACUUUUAGAAGAACUGAUAUUUCCGUCGUUUUUAACAAAUUUCUCAGUUUUAAUUCUAAUAUCUAUUGCAAUUGUAGCGCAAUUGUCUCAUAUCUGUAAGAUACUGUUCAUGUUCGUAAUUGCAACCCUAGAAUUUGGGAUAAACCUUCACAUUUUAGGAAACCACUUCCUAUUUGAAGAGCAACACAUUUUAAUCGGCCUACCAACAAGGUAUAAUGUAUCAUCGAUGCUCUUCCUAGUAACUUUUACCCUAUCGUUUUUAAGUCGAUAUAUGGAUAAGGAAGACAGAGUUAUAUUCAAAUGGCGAACAGAAGUAGCAGAACAAAAGGAGAAAGUCAGUGAUAUGCGUCGUCGCAAUGAAGCUUUAGUCUAUAAUGUCCUUCCAGUGCACGUAGCAGAGCAUUUUAUGAAAAAUAAGAAACGAUCGCAUGAUGAUCUGUACUCCCAAAGUUAUGCGGAAGUGGGGGUUUUAUUUGCUAGUAUGCCUAAUUUUACAGAUUUUUACUCAGAAGAGACUGUUAAUAACCAAGGAUUAGAGUGUCUUAGAUUUUUGAACGAAGUAAUAUCAGACUACGAUGCGCUUCUCGAAUUGCCCCAAUUUCAAGAUAUAAUUAAAAUUAAGACGAUUGGCUCAACAUACAUGGCUGCAAGUGGAUUAAAUCCGUCUCGCCAAGUGAAACCAGACGACCCAAUAAUAAUUCGAUGGGCACACUUAGCCCUUUUGGUCGAAUUCGCUCUAGAGCUGAAGAAGGCCCUUCAAGGAAUCAACGAGCAGAGCUUCAACCAUUUUGUACUGAAAAUGGGAAUAAAUCAUGGUCCUAUCACGGCCGGCGUAAUUGGUGCUAGAAAACCACAUUAUGAUAUUUGGGGUAAUACAGUCAACGUUGCCUCACGAAUGGAGAGCACGGGGAAAGCAGGGGCAAUACAGGUGACGGAAGAAACUUGCCAGAUAUUGCAAACUUUUGGAUAUACUUUUGAGCAAAGAGGCUUAGUUUCAGUGAAAGGCAAAGGACAGCUUAUGACGUAUUACCUUCAAGGAAAAACAGCUCGCCCCAAUGCUCCACAAUCCCCGAUAGUUCUGGGAAUAAAUACCAUGGAACCACUUCAGGAGGUCGAAGAACCGAGUGAAAGCCCAAAAAUUCUAAAAAACUCUUCACUUACCACAACUGCAACUGUGGCAUCAUCAGCCUGUGACUCCACUGAAUCACAACAAACUUCGAAUUGCAUUAACACUCAAUCAGAUCCACUAGCUGACAAGUGUUUUUCGAAUGCAAAUUCUGUUGAAACAUCAGAAGUUCAUCUUGAGGAGAAAAUCACCAAAAGUAACGAUCCGAGAUCGCCAAAGAACAACGCAAUCACGGCUGACAUGUUAGCUUUAAGUAGUACUUUAGAUCAAAGUUUUGAAAAAGUAGAACAACUAACAUCUUCAUCAGCAACGGCUGCAGCAGCCAGUAGGCAUCUUAACGGCUUAAAUAGUUCAGAUGUAGAUUUAGAUGUAGAUGCUAAGACACCACUUUUAAAUACGAAUAGCACGAAUAUAGAUUGUAGGGAAUAUAAUGGUAGUGAGAAAGACUCGCUGAUAGAGGCUCAAUAGAUCAAUUUUUAGAGAAAUUUUUCGGUUGAACUUGAGCUUGGUCUUAAUUAUUUGUGUAAUGUACAGUCAGGAUCAUGGAGUCCACCCAUUUCAUCCAGCUAUUCUCACAGGCCUCAAAACGAGCCGACUGGCUAGCAAAUCAAAUGACUGCACUUCAGAUAUUUCGUACAAGCUCACAUUUUUACUUUACGUUUCAUAAUGUGGAAUGCUCCUAAUUUUAGCAGUUUUUAAAGUUUAUUUUUAAGAUAUAUUUUAAUACUGAACAAGAUUUAGAUCUAUUUUCCAAUAGAAUACUCUGAACCUAAGUUUAGUUAGUUCAAUUUAGUUACAUAUUUCGAAAUACUCGAGAGUAGAACACCUAAAUGACCAUUUUGUCUAGCAAAUCCACGAAUAUAUGACAAUCGAAAUUUUAUACGUA
Messenger RNA from Hermetia illucens (black soldier fly), 5338 nucleotides. It is a transcript of the gene Ac3, whose product is annotated as adenylate cyclase type 3. The coding region runs from base 1264 to 4920 and encodes 1218 amino acids. NCBI's taxonomy places the organism in Eukaryota, Metazoa, Arthropoda, Insecta, Diptera, Stratiomyidae. The transcript is spliced from 23 exons. Gene Ontology annotation, molecular function: adenylate cyclase activity. The record is from RefSeq and is a predicted model, not a curated record. Gene Ontology annotation, biological process: adenylate cyclase-activating G protein-coupled receptor signaling pathway; cAMP biosynthetic process; intracellular signal transduction.